Drosophila novamexicana is the source of this 1624-nucleotide messenger RNA. Its product is annotated as ribonuclease H2 subunit B. Bases 42 to 1055 code for a protein of 337 amino acids. The transcript has a single exon. Gene Ontology annotation, cellular component: nucleoplasm; ribonuclease H2 complex. Gene Ontology annotation, biological process: RNA catabolic process; ribonucleotide metabolic process. The record is from RefSeq and is a predicted model, not a curated record. NCBI's taxonomy places the organism in Eukaryota, Metazoa, Arthropoda, Insecta, Diptera, Drosophilidae.
AUUAAUAAAGGCGGGAGCUCUUGUUUUCAUAAGUUUCUGAUAUGAGUAAAAAGGCAACGCGCUCCAUAAAACCCAAGGCGGAUCCAGAUGCGGUGCCACAAAAAGCGUGUGCCAUAAAGAAAGUAUUCUAUAUAUCGGAAAAGUUGCUCAAUGCUGAAUGCGACCAUCGAUUGCGCUUGGAGCGCUUCUAUCAUCCCGGUAAGGCGCGACCGGCUUUGUUUGUGACGCUUCAGGAGCGGGAGAUAAUGGAGGUGCUAGAGUACGCAGAACCGCGACGCAGCUGGUUAAUAAACAGUGAAGUGAGCUCCAACGGACGCACAUACAUGACGACGCCAAUAGACGCCACGCUACUGGCACUUCAUCAUCUACGCAAGCAUUGCUCCCAGCGCGCAAUGUCGCUGGAUAGCAUAUGUGUGGAUGAACCGGAUGCCAGCACAAAUCGUCUGCUUACCAAGUUAGUGAGCAGCGACGGCUUGAAGUGUGUGGCAGAUGUGAAGACCUCCGGCGACCUGAUCUUCUACAAGUACAAUAGUCAGCGGGCGCUGGCAUGGCUUGCCUUGAAGACUCGACAAGUUGUGUCCGUGCUCAAGGCGAAACGGGUGCACUGUGGAUUGGGUGCCAAAUCGCAAAACUACGUGCGCAGCGAAAAGUUGGUGGAAGAAAACGAUGUCAACGAAAUGGACUACAUGCGCAUGGCCUGCGAUUAUGUGGGCAGAUAUUUGGAUGCGGAUUUACAUGCAGAACUCACAAACUAUCUGCACAUACCAAGUGAGAUUCAGGCACUAGUCGAAGAAAAUGCCACGUCCCAGAAACGCAAAUCCCAGCAAGGACAAACCAGUGCAAAUAGCAAAAAAAUUAAGCUCGCCAAUGGCGAUGAUGCUGCUGCACAGCUGCCCAACAGCAGCCUGAUCGACAGCGAUGAUAUAAAGGAGAGCAUCACGUCGCCCAGCACUCCUGCGCCGCUUAAGGAGCGCACCAUGACGGCCAAGGAGAAGGCGCUGGCCAAAGGCGCCAAGGGCAGCAAAAGCAUUGCAUCAUUUUUCAAAGUCAAAUAGUCUUAAGCAUAUGAUAAGUUGCAUUUUUUAGAAGCAUUGUUCACAUUAUCAACUCAUUUUAUUUAUAUAAACAAUGAACAACAAUUGAACACAACAAUUGAAGUUCACUGACUUCUGUUUAUGUCGCAGCGCACGCACAUCUUCAGAUUGGGUGCAUAGCUUCUUGUCAAUAGGCUUGUUUAAUGCUUGAUUAACAUGUCUGGCCUGGUACUACCAACAGGUUGUAUAAAUAUGACGCCUCAAUUGUCGCAGGCAACAAAAUAAUUACAUGUUUGCAUAGCACGGCAUUUCUUAUAUGAUUGAUGUUUCGCGGCUGCCUAGAUUCAAAUGAUUGCAUACUAAAUACCCUGUAAUAUGCAUCAAUAUGUAUAUUAUAGACAGAUCUGCAUUUUCUUUGUGUGCAUUUAAAUAAGCUUAAAUUAUAAAAUUGUAGAAUUUAGAGGGGACACAAGCUGUGGCCAGCUGUAUUUAUUGUGCCUUUUUAUGUUUUUUUUAUAUCACAUAAAUGAUCUUUUAUAAACAGCAGCUAUUAAAAAUUUAUAGAAGCUAUGCAAAUAAUUGAUAUAAGA